CUGUCCAGACGCGCUUUUCUUUCUCGGAGACGCAAAGUGCGCUGCUGUCCGUGUUGGAGGCAGAGCAAGUGCCUUGAGAGGAGCAGAGGAGAGCAGCGGCUCCGGGAUCUGAAUCAAACUGCUCCUCCACCUGCUGAGACAACUGCGCAUCCAGUUUCUGGGUGUGCCAAACAUCUUGGUGUGUGUGUAUGUGUGUGUGUGUGUCAGUGUGUGUUUGGGCAUUUUUCCAGGCUGAGUGGAGACGCGGAUGACUUGACUUUAUUGUAUCAGCAUCACUCCUCCUGCUGAUGUGUGUUCGUGGUUUGUCUCUGCAGUCCAGAUGUUUCUGGACACACACAUACGCACACAGCCGUGCGCGCACAGAGCUGCCUCUGCGGAUGUCCAGUGAUUUAUUUGCUCAUGUAGUGCAUGGUCAGGGGUGCUGAAGUUGAAGUCUGAAGGUGUGAGCUCCAAAUGCAUUCACUCCUGGGCCGGGAGAAGAAAGAAGAAGAAGCCGGGUUUGGGAUCGAUCUGGGUCUGUCUCAGGGCUUUCUGCCCCAAGCUGCCACCAUGUUCAGCUGUGUGGGCUGCUUCUGGGUGCUCCUCUCCUCCGCUUUGGUCGCCGUUUGCAGUUUCAGCUUCAUAUCUCCUGCCUGGAUUGUUAAGGACCAGCUGAGGAACAAUCACCACCAUCCUCACCAACACCACCACAACAACAACAAGGACUCUGUGAGCUUCGGCUUGCUGUGGCACUGCUCGGAGUCUCUGGAUCACAUGUACCGAUGCUACACCUUCGGGGGACUUGGCAAAUUUGCAGAGAUCCCCUCCAGCUCUUGGCAGACCAGUGCGGUGCUCUGUUCGGGAGGCUGUGCUCUGCUGGCCGUCAGCUCCCUGUUGGCCAUCAUCACCAUCUUCCUGCCCAGUGGAGGAUGUGAGAGGAGGAUCUGCACCCUGGCUGGAUACAUGCAGAUGGCUUCAGUGUUCAUCAUGGCUGCUGGUCUGCUAGUCUAUCCCUUUGGCCUAAACUCCUCACUGGUCAGGUCCUUCUGCGGAGACUCUGACAUCUACUACGCUGGCGAGUGCCAGAUCGGCUGGGGCUACAUGCUGGCUAUCGUCGGAGUCAUGCUCACCGUCUUCUUGCCCUUUUUUGCCAAAUAUGCACCGAAGGAGCAGCUGUCACCCACCCCUCUGCCAACGUUGUUAUAGUGCAUUGAUAUUGGUUUUAUUUCCCUCCUGACCACUCUCUCUUUAACCUGGGCUUAAUGUCACGGAGAGACACCUGCAUCCCGUUUUUUUUUAACAGUGAUGCUGUUUGGGAAGCUCCACUCAGCGAUAACUGAAGCCGACACUCAACAACGAGCACUGUCUUCCUGCAUCUGUUAUGUAACAAAUUCAGAUUCAGUUAAUUUCAAUGGAAUGUUUUAUGUUUUAAUAAUGCUUUGUGGUUAUCAUUUUUACCCUCAGAUCUAACAGUUUUACAGCAGUUUGACUUAAAUGUUUUCUUCCUGUUAGCUCUGGAGACGAUGAUUAAAAAAGGACUGAUAAUAUAAUAACACGAUUAAAAGAAAAUUAAAGUAACAAGUACUUGCUAAAAAAAAAAUGUGAGUGUUUUUUCGUUGUGGGUAACAAAUCAAGAUAUGUAACAUUCCAAAACAGACUGGCUGCGUACAGAGAGUGGAAGCAUGAGGUUAUUUUGACUCAUUCAAUCAAAUAAUGUUUCAAUAAGAGGCUCUGAAGAACAUUCGAUCCAACGAUGGAGCCCCUUUGAACAAAGAUUGAGCUCUGAAGGAGUUGCAUCCAGUGACAAUGUUUUGUGUGAAAGUGUUUGGACUGUACAUAAAGCCUGGAUUUAACCAAGCUGAUGUUUGAAGUUUCGAAAUUAAAAACUCUGACACUUUGAAGGAUUUUUUUGUUUGUUUGCUCUUCAGACUUUUUCUGCCUUGCAGUCUUGUGACCAGGCAGUGAACCGAAGACGUUUAAGCUUUCAAAAGGCGGCGCUGCCGCUAAGGAAAGGACACAGCAUCAGACCUGCCGAGAGGACAGAUGGAAACACUUUCUCAUAACGAGGAAGCGAAUCAUCAUAAUAAGUAGUGGUUUCAGAGCAGUGCUGUCAAAAGAUUUUAUGUUGGGAUAUCGCAUCGUUUUGUUAAUCUUUUUCUCCCAGAAUUGUUUGUGAAAUGUAACUCGCUUGUUAAACUUUAAGCAAUUGUUUUCUGUCUAUGACACACACAAUACUAAACACACUUAAUUCAGGAACAACAAAAAAAAAUGAUCGCAAAAGGCAGGGAGGUGUAGGAAUUUUGUCAAAAAUGCAUGAUGGGCUUUGUUAAUGGUAGAACAAUUGAUCUAGAUUUUAAAUGUGAUCUGACCAACUUGUGCCUUUUAACAUAACCAAGACGAAGUGUCAAUACAAUUAUCAGGUUGUCAUCUUUUUUCUGCUGAAAAAAACGUGGGUCCUCUUGUGUGAUGUGUGUUUUUUUUUUUGUUCUCUUAUAUUUAAGAGGUUCUCCUGGACUUGAUGCAGUAUGAUCUCAUUAACUUGAGGAAAUGUUCUUGGAGGAU
This is a messenger RNA of Larimichthys crocea (large yellow croaker), 2541 nucleotides long. It is a transcript of the gene lhfpl7, whose product is annotated as LHFPL tetraspan subfamily member 7. The transcript has 3 exons. Gene Ontology annotation, cellular component: membrane. The coding region runs from base 454 to 1185 and encodes 243 amino acids. The record is from RefSeq and is a predicted model, not a curated record. Lineage: Eukaryota; Metazoa; Chordata; Actinopteri; Sciaenidae.